AUGCAGGGUAACUUCUUGCAAGGACCCAUUCCCUCGUCUUUUGAUUCUUUGAGAGGUCUCCAACAAAUAAAUCUGUCCAGAAACAACUUGUCAGGAAAUAUUCCAAAUGAGUUGGAGAAGCUUAUCUUCUUGCAAUAUUUGAAUCUUUCUUUCAAUAAUUUUGAGGGUGAGGUACCAAAAAAAGGAGUUUUCAGCAACGCAGGUGCUAUUUCGCUUGUUGGAAAUACAGAUCUUUGUGGAGGUAUCCCAGAAUUGCAGCUGCCAGCAUGCACUGUCAAAGAAGAAAAACACAGAAGGCCUUCCACUGUUACAAUCCUCACCACAACCAUCAGUUCAAUUCUUUUUGUCAUGAUAGUGACGUCCUUAAGUGUUUUCUAUCUGCGGAAGUCAAGGAAGAGUCCAAUUUUCUCACCUUUUACAGUGGAUAAGCUUCCUCAAAUUUCAUACAAGAAGCUCUUGCAGGCAACCAGCGGAUUCUCUUCAGAAAACUUAAUUGGACAAGGCAGUUUUGGCUCAGUAUAUAAAGGAAUUCUUCAUCAGCUAGGAGAAUGUUUUGUUGCUGUAAAGGUACUCAAUCUUCAGCAACAUGGAGCUUCCAAGAGCUUCAUUGUUGAGUGCAAAGCAUUGAAAAACAUCCGGCAUCGGAAUCUGGCAAAAAUCUUGACAUACUGCUCCAGCAUUGAUUUUAAAGGCAAUGAUUUCAAAGCUUUAGUGUUUACAUUCAUGGAAAAUGGCAGUUUGGAAAUUUGGUUGCAUCCAAAGGAAAAUGGUUAUAGUCAGACAAGGAAAUUAAACUUUCUUCAAAGACUAAGCAUUGCCAUUGAUGUGGCUUCUGUUAAAAUCUGA
This is a messenger RNA of Hevea brasiliensis (rubber tree), 846 nucleotides long. RefSeq names its product probable LRR receptor-like serine/threonine-protein kinase At3g47570. The coding region runs from base 1 to 846 and encodes 281 amino acids. The transcript has a single exon. The record is from RefSeq and is a predicted model, not a curated record. Gene Ontology annotation, molecular function: protein kinase activity; ATP binding; protein binding. Gene Ontology annotation, biological process: protein phosphorylation. NCBI's taxonomy places the organism in Eukaryota, Viridiplantae, Streptophyta, Magnoliopsida, Malpighiales, Euphorbiaceae.